GACAGGAACCGCGCAGGCGCAGAAAGUCAGGGACUGCCCUGCGCGUAGGCGACCGCGGAGCUCCGGGAUCGGUCAAAAAUGGCAGAGGUAGAGGAGACACUGAAGCGACUUCAGAGCCAGAAAGGAGUGCAGGGGAUCAUCGUAGUGAACACAGAAGGCAUUCCCAUCAAGAGCACUAUGGACAAUCCCACCACCACACAGUACGCCAACCUCAUGCACAACUUCAUCUUGAAAGCACGGAGCACUGUGCGUGAAAUUGACCCCCAGAAUGACCUCACCUUUCUUCGAAUUCGCUCCAAGAAAAAUGAAAUUAUGGUUGCACCAGGACAGCCUCACAGCUGCCUCUCAGAACACUCCAUCCUUGUCACUUGGCUAACCAGAUGCUUAUCUUCCUAAGUCUAUCUCCUCCACUAGACAAUAAAGACUAUUUCCUGAUUGUGAUUCAGAAUCCAACUGAAUAAGCCACUCUCUUGGCUCCCUGUGUCAUUCCUUAAUUUAAUGCCCCCCUAAGAAUAAUAAUACUCAUCAUGUCAGUGGACUGGCACGUGGAAAUUGCUUCAGAGCCCACUCAGACCAAUCCAGUGACCAUUGGUGGGCUGGCAGCUCUGCCCACUCUGCCAGAGGAAUCCCCCCCACCCCCGCUGCACCAGUCUCUCCCAGAGCUCCCAGGAGGGCCGUCUUUCCUUUUUUUCCAGGUUUUGGAGCAAGAGUUUAUGAGAAAUCCACACCCAGCUUCCUUCUGACCUUCAGUUCACUUUGUCACCCUUGGAAAAGGCUGUUUUUCUUUAACUAAAAAUAACUGAAAUGCU
Molecule: messenger RNA, 809 nt
Organism: Nycticebus coucang (slow loris)
Lineage: Eukaryota; Metazoa; Chordata; Mammalia; Primates; Lorisidae
Gene: DYNLRB1
Product: dynein light chain roadblock-type 1
Exons: 5
Coding region: 79-396 (105 amino acids)
Biological process (GO): microtubule-based movement
Cellular component (GO): cytoplasmic dynein complex; centrosome; cytoplasm
Molecular function (GO): dynein intermediate chain binding
Source: RefSeq, a predicted model, not a curated record